This is a messenger RNA of Symbiodinium sp. CCMP2592, 6165 nucleotides long. The record is from the annotation of a GenBank genome assembly. NCBI's taxonomy places the organism in Eukaryota, Dinophyceae, Suessiales, Symbiodiniaceae.
AUGAAGGCCUGGAACUGGCUGGACUUCAUCGUGAUUUUGACAGCUCUCAGCUCAGACCUGCUCAAUCAGUUCUUGCGAUCUCAUGGUGGCCUUUCAAUUGGGCUCAUGUCUGCACUGAUGCAAAAAGUGACUUGCGAAGGCUUGGGCGACUUAUCUGCCAGGCGGGCUUCGUUUCGGUUUGACCGGGACACGCACCUGUUUUUGGCCGUUGAGCAUGCUACAAUCUGCCAAAAGUACUCGCUCAACGCCGCUCAACAGAAGGGCUGUCUUCAGUCUACAUUGACACGGACCGAUUCGCACAUUGACACGGAUUCCAGGAGGUGGAGCAGACAGGUGCAGUCCUCGGAUGUCAUCAGUUCAGGGGUCAUGAAAGACCGAGUCUACGAUCUCCUUGAGGGAGCCAUGUUCGUUAAGAACGUACCUUUGUUCAGCACCUUGACCUGGGGCGAGGGUGGACGGGGCUUUGCCACUUGCUUCCCGAGUCUGGGCUUCUUCCGCGUCUUCCGCGCCCUGCGGCCGCUACGGUCACUAAACGCGGUUCCGCAGAUGAAGGCUGGGGGAGAGGUGGGAGAGAGAGUGACAGAGGCGUGCUGGCCUCUGCAAGAAGCUGUCGGCACGUUGCUUCGCGAUUCGACCAAAAAGCAGGAUGUCCUCGUGAACACGGUCAUCAGUUCUGUUCCCCGCCUCGGCAAUGUGUCCGCUGUGGGAGCCUUCCUUUUCCUCGUCUUUGGCAUCGUAGGUGUCACUCUCAUGAGCGGUGUUUUUAAUCGGCUAUGCCACACAGCUCAGAAUCCCGUUCUAGUCUUUCAAAAUGGCACCGGGACCCAGUGUUGGUCCUGGCCGUAUGCAGAGGACGACCGCCUGUGUGGCGGUGCCUACAACUGCGAAGCUUCUGGCGGCUUCUGUGGUGGCCUCGAAGAGGACCAACGAGAGGAGCUGAGGCCCAACUUCGGCGCGAAUGGCAGGAUGAACCUGCCCUGGUGCGUGGGAAGUGAGCCCAAAAAGCUGACGCCCGAUUCGGAGUACAUGAACUUCGACAACAUGCUCUGGGCUUUGCUGGUUGUCUUCCAAUGCAUGACAAUGGAGGGCUGGACCGAUAUCAUGUACCGCGUGCAAGAUGCCUACGACUUUGUGGCUGCCACGCUCUACUUCUUCUUGCUGAUACCGCUUACUUCUUUCUUCCUGCUGAACGUAGCGCUGGCCGUGGUAGACGAGGCCCGCGCCGACUUUGAUGAGGAGGAGGCAUCGGAAGAAGAAGAGAGCAAUGAAAAGGACGGAGAAGCCCUCCGAAAGUCUCUUCUAGGCGAGGACGACGAGGAUCCGGACGAGCAGCCACCCUGGCUGGAUUGUAGUCUAGUGCAUACCUGCAGAGCCAUUGCCUUCAGCGAGUGGUUUAUGAACAUUAUCAUGCUCUUUAUUGUCAGCAAUGUCAUCACGAUGAUGAUGGAGAGCUUCCCACCACCCGGGGCUCCCCAGCAGGACAUAGUCGGUUCACUGGAACUUACCUUUUUGGUGGUCUUCUGCGUGGAGAUGGCCGUGUUGCUGACUGCACUAGGCCCGCACAAGUACUUCUCGAAUCCAGUGACGGCUUUUGAUGGUGUCAUCGUGAUAACUUCUGUCGUCCAGAUGUGUGUUGGGCAAGCCGGCCCCUUUACAGCGCUGCGGACGCUGCGCCUCUUCAGGGUCCUGAACAAGUUGGCCAACCGCUGGCCAUCUUUCAAGGUGCUCCUCAAGGCAAUGGUUUUGACAGCCAUUUCCCUGAAUUACUGGCUCAUCCUCUUUGCGCUGGUCCUGUACAUCUGCACGCUUAUGGUGCAAACAUUCUUUGCAACGGAGUUUCACUUCAACGACCCUGACAGUUUCGAUUAUGUGACCAACCCUGGUGAGUUUUGGUGUCCUGGGACGGAGAAUGAGAAAGAGGCAGCUUAUCGUCAGGACUGCAUCCCGCGUGCCAACUUCGACACCUUCCUUUGGGCUCUGGUCACAAUCUUCCAGAUCAUGACAGGUGAGAACUGGAACACCGUGAUGUAUGCGGGGAUGCGAGCUGCAGGUCCUGGUUUUUGCCUCCUCUUUGUGCUGCUUAUCCUUUUUGGUCAGACGCUUUUCCUCAGCUUGUUCCUUUCCAUGCUGAUGUCCAAGUUCGACCACGUACAGGACAGCUUGAACCAGCAAGAGGAUUUACGAAGAGAACACACGGCACAGCGGCUCAGAAAAAAGUCGCUGGAAUCGUGUUCCAUUGAAUUCCCAGAGAGUCCGAAGCCGGCAAGCAGCCGCGUGCUGCACUCGGCCAAGAGCAUGGCCGAGAGCCUCUCCAGCUUCAAGCGGUCGCUCACCGAGAGGGACACCUGGCCAGUGGGCUACGCAUGGUUCAUCUUCUCCAAGACCAAUCCCGUUAGGAAGCUCUGCCAUUGGAUCUUGCACGCUCAGGUCGAGGUCGGAGGCUGCAAGAUCCUGUGGGUUAAAACACCCAAAAUUCGAUUGGUCUUUGAUAACUUCAUUCUGCUCUGCAUCCUGGUCUCCACGGUUACCAUGGCGAUGGACUCUCCUUUGGCGGACCCAAAAGAGUCGCUGACGAUCUUCUUGCGUGGUGCAGACGAGGUGUUUGCGAUCAUCUUCAUUGGAGAGAUGGUCAUCAAGCUUCUUGCGUUGGGCCUGAUCUGGGGAGAGGAUGCCUACUUGAAGAGUGCGUGGAACUGGCUCGAUGGUGUGGUGGUCAUGGUCUCCAUCAUCAACAUGGCCAGCUCCAGCUCCACGGGCUUCCUGAAGACGCUGCGCAUCCUCCGUGCUUUCCGGCCGCUGCGCGUCAUCUCCCGCAACGAGAACCUGAAAGUUGUGGUACAGACAAUCUUCGCUUCCAUGCCUCACCUGCUGACCUUGGUCAUUGUGGCAAUGCUCUUCCUUCUGAUUUUCGCUUUGUUCGGGCUGUCCUACCUUAAUGGCACAUUUUUGAUGUGCGAUCUGGCGACCGAGCCGGGCCUUGCGAAAGAGCUCGGUCAGGACUUUACAACACCGUUGUGCUUUCCGCCUGCAAUAGAUCAGGUAACCGUCUCCGGUGGCCUGACCCAUGGCCAGUUCCAGCCAAGCACAUCCAGCUGGACUGGCAACACCACGGCCUGUCCGGGUUCGCACUACGUGGAAUAUCAGCGGAUUACAGCAGACACGCCUAUUUGCAUCGGACGCUGUCUCCCUCAAGGCUACUCCACGUUUGCACAACCGGAAUGGCUCUGCCCAAAGGCCCUGACCAUGACGGAAGAACUUCCAGCAGCCUGCGGACCUGGCGUCAGCAGGAACAUCUCCGCUGCUGAACAACGAGGGAUUGCGUAUGUGGACCAGAUGACUCGAUCUCUGAUUCUUCCCUGCGGCGGGAGUACUGUGAACUCCACUGGCCACAUGGUACUUACGGCACAGGGGAUGAGCUGCGCUGACCUGUUCUGCGGCGAGGUCGACGAAGAUGUGAAGACCCAGUGCCGUGCAACUUGCAGCCAGGCUCCAUACUUCUGUGUGGAUGCAUGCGGGCCCGGUUUGGAAGGAAGUGCCCAAUGUGAGUCCUGCAAGUACGAGUGCGAGGCACAGUGCAGGUGCCCAGAGUUCUGCGAGGGCCUGAUCCGAGAUGCUGCGCUCUGCCUAGAGCAGGGCUCGAGGUGGGUGCCAACCAUCAGCCAAAACUUCAACAACAUUUGGUUUGCAAUGCUCACCCUCUUUGAGAUUUCGACCACGGAGGGCUGGGUGGAUGUGAUGUACUCUGCUGCAGACUCUGUGCAGCCUUACGUGCAGCCCAAGAGAGACAACCAAGAGAUGCUGUGGGUUCCCUUCUUUAUGCUGUACCUUUUCUUCAGCAAUAUGUUCAUCAUCAACUUGAGCGUGGGCGUCAUUGUCGACAAGUUCAUGUCUAUGAAGCAAUCCAACACUGCGGUGAUGCUGACAGAACCGCAGAAGAACUGGGUGAAUUCCAUCAUGAGCCUGUACUCAAGGCGGCAGAUUGUCAACCUCAUGGACCUUCACGAAAAGCCUUGGUUGAGACGGAAAUGCUAUGAGCUGGUAUCCAGCGAAUUCUUCGAGACCAGCAUCAUGGGUGCAAUCGUGAUCAACACGCUGUUCCUGGCAGCCAAGAUCACUCCCACCCCGUUUCCGGAGUGGGAGACAUUUCUGGAGACAGUGAACUACAUCUUUGCCGGGAUCUUCACUGUUGAGUGCGUGCUCAAGAUAUUCGCUUUGCGAACCAACUACUGGGGAGACCGAUGGAAUUGCUUCGACUUCACAUGCGUUGUUGCUACGAUUGUGGGCAUUGUCGUCAGCAGAGCCUCCAAUGUCAGGAUCGACCCCAUCAUCCAAGUGAUCCGCAUCUUUCGCAUUGCGAGACUAUUCCGGCUCCUACGAUUCUUGAAGGGCUUGAACAAGAUCUUCAUGGCGUUGUUGAUGUCAUUGCCAAAGCUCAUGAACGUUCUGCUGAUCCUGUUGCUCUUGCUCAUUCUAUACAGCAUUCUGGGCGUCAGUCUUUUCUCGACGACCAAGCUUGGAGAGACUUUGAAUGUUCAUGCGAACUUCCAGAAUUUCAUUUUGGCCUUCAUCACGCUGUUCCGAGCCUCGACAGGGGAGGCCUGGAAUGAGAUUAUGCACGAGCUGGCGAUGACCGAGGUGGAACUGUACAAGCAGGGUGAGUGGUGCUCUCCGGUGGAGCUUUUCGACACGGAAGCCAAGUUUGAGGUGCUCAAGGACAAGUGCCUCAUCGAGCACCCGAAUAGUUGUGCGCAAAGUCCGUACUUUUCCUUCUGCUUCUGGGUGACCUACACCUUGCUGAUCACCUUCAUGGUCAUGAAUCUAGUGAUCGCCGUGAUUUUGGAAGGCUACGAGGAUGGCAAGGAGAGUCCAGCUUCAGAAGUUGUGGACGUCUGCGUCAAGCUGUGGCUGAAGCACGACCCGGACCACAGACUGUCGCUGCCGCUGGGAGAAGCUUUAAGCUUCAUCAACAAGGCUCUUAGAGAAGUUGACGGGCACCACAGCUACGCAUCUGCAUCCAAGAGCGAUCGUCCAGGCUCUUCAGGUUCCGGGUCUGGACUGCAUGUCCUGCAGUCGCUGCCGAUGAAGUACGUUGCCGCGCUCGACGUUCAGGUCGGCGAGAACGGACGGGUCCACUUCAUAUCAGCGUGCAAGCAGGUUAUGAGAUUCGUCUGCCUCGGAGACGAUCUGGCAAGUCUCGAGGACCUUGACACAGUUGAGGAACAUAUGGACAAGAAGCAGCGUGAGAAGUUGCGGAGGCUGAUCGAAAAGAGCGAGCUCCGCAUCCACAGCAAAAUUGCGAAAGACGGCCUAGCAGAAGGACUCAGCUUCGCGACCAGCAAAGGAAAGGAAGGCAAAGGCCUUGGCGCGGGCGGAGGGAAGGUCCCAAUGAAGGACUUGAAGCAGGAGGUGGCGGCUCUGAAGCUUCAGACGGCCUUCAAGGGAAUCCUGAGAGGCAAGAGCAAUGGAUCCUUGGACAAGGACAAGGCCAAAGCAAAGGAAGCCAAGGACGGGGAUGCAGCACCAUCCACGGCCCCCGCAGCUAAGGAGGCAACACCUUCGAAGCCGGAAGAUCGGCCCGUGGAAGGCGACGGCGGCUUGGGACAGGAUGCGCAUGGCCCGUUCUGCGGUGAACCGCUGGAGGAGGACAAUGUAUCUGUUUCCAAGUAUUCCCAUUGGAUUGCACGAAUUCAGUGUCUCACACGUUUCAUGAUUAUCUUGCCACGGGUAAAGAAGAUUCUGAGAUGUCAACGCCUGGACGCUUACGAGCACAUUUGUGUGGCUGUUUUUGUGGACAUGCACUACGAGGCAGGGCCAUAUCAGAAGGUGAACUUCAGUGUCUUGCCCACGUCCAGGUCGUGGACUCGCGUGAGUUGUGGAAGUUCAGACCCGAUCGAACGGCCGGGUGUGGGCCUGGCCCUGGGAACAUUCGGGCCGAGCCACGAGACGCUGGGCCGCACAGGCGCGCGAGAGUGCCUUGUCGAUGGCAGCGCGGUCUGCUGCGUGCGCUACAAGGAGAUCAAGGAAGAGGAGCCGAGCACGGCCUCGGGGCCCCAGCUGCUGGGCUUUGCAGAGCCCUCGGGAGGUCCUUACUUCAUUCUGGCCUUGUUGCUGGAUGUGAACAGUCUCUGUCGCAUGGAUGCUACGUGCCGAUUGCGCGGAGCCUAG